This is a messenger RNA of Erythranthe guttata (spotted monkey flower), 2099 nucleotides long. NCBI's taxonomy places the organism in Eukaryota, Viridiplantae, Streptophyta, Magnoliopsida, Lamiales, Phrymaceae. The record is from RefSeq and is a predicted model, not a curated record.
CUCAGCAGCACUCAAUCAAACCAAAAUAAAGGCACUAAAACCUAGUCCCACACUCCCUUUGGCUAUUCAUAGUCCAAUCCCCAGCCACCACCACCACCACCCCUUAUCCCCUCAAUUUCCGAUGGCCACAACCGCCUUCUCCACCGCCGCAGCCUCCGCCUAUCCCACUUCCUCCGCCAGGACCGCCACCCGCCUCUCGCCGCCGUCUAAGCCCUUCUCCUCCAUCUUCCCUAAAACCCUCCAAAAACCCCUCCAGACAACCCACUCGAAGAAUAACCCCAUCUCAGAUAUCAUCUCCACCUACAAAAAUUCAACCAACACCGAAACCACAAUAUUUUCCGACGAUGAUGACGACAAACCUAGGGAAGAGUGCGGCGUGGUCGGAAUCUACGGCGACCCGGAGGCCGCGCGCCUCUGCUACCUCUCCCUCCACGCGCUCCAGCACCGCGGCCAAGAGGGCGCCGGCAUCGUCUCCGUUCACGACAACAUCCUCCACUCCGUCACCGGCGUCGGCCUUGUCUCUGAGGUUUUCAGCGAGUCAAAAUUGGCUAAAUUGCCCGGAGAUAUAGCCAUCGGCCACGUCAGAUACUCCACCGCCGGUUCCUCCAUGCUGAAAAACGUUCAACCCUUUGUCGCCGGUUACAGAUUCGGCUCCGUGGGGGUCGCCCACAAUGGCAAUUUGGUAAAUUACCAAUCUCUCCGAGCGGAGCUCGAAGAAAACGGGUCCAUCUUCAACACCAGCUCCGACACGGAGGUAGUUCUUCACCUGAUCGCCAUUUCCAAGGCGAGGCCUUUCUUCAUGAGAAUAGUCGAAGCUUGCGAAAAGCUCGAGGGAGCUUAUUCAAUGGUGUUCUUGACCGAAGACAAGCUAGUUGCAGUGCGGGACCCGUUUGGUUUCCGGCCAUUGGUAAUGGGUCGAAAAAGCAACGGAGCUGUUGUCUUUGCUUCGGAGACGUGCGCUUUGGAUUUGAUCGAAGCCACAUACGAACGAGAGGUUUAUCCGGGCGAAGUUCUUGUGGUGGAUAAAGAAGGUGUUCAAUCCCUUUGCUUAAUGCCUCACCCGGAGCCCAAGUCUUGCGUUUUCGAGCACAUUUACUUCUCUCUACCGAAUUCCGUGGUUUUCGGGAGGUCCGUUUAUGAAUCCAGGCACGCGUUUGGAGAGAUUUUAGCUACCGAAGCACCGGUCGAUUGUGAUGUAGUGAUUGCUGUGCCUGAUUCUGGUGUCGUGGCUGCAUUGGGUUACGCUGCGAAAGCUGGGGUGCCGUUUCAACAGGGUUUGAUUAGGUCACACUACGUGGGGAGGACUUUUAUCGAGCCUUCGCAGAAGAUUCGAGACUUUGGCGUGAAGCUGAAAUUAUCACCCGUGCGUGCGGUGUUGGAGGGCAAGCGUGUGGUUGUGGUGGACGAUUCGAUUGUUAGGGGGACCACUUCUUCCAAGAUUGUGAGACUGUUGAAAGAGAGCGGUGCGAAGGAGGUGCACAUGAGAAUUGCGAGCCCUCCGAUUAUUGCUUCGUGUUACUAUGGAGUUGAUACGCCUAGUCCAGGUGAGUUGAUUUCGAAUAGGAUGAGUGUGGAUGAGAUCAGGGAGUUUAUUGGUUCGGAUUCGCUUGCGUUUCUGCCCAUGGAUAAGUUGACGGAGUAUUUGGGGGGUGAUGCGAAGGGGUUUUGUUAUGCUUGUUUUUCGGGGAAUUAUCCGGUGGAGCCGAAGGGGAAGGUGAAGAGGAUUGGGGAUUCGCUUGAUGAUGGGUUGACCGGGAGUAUGGAGUCUAUUGAUGGGGGGUGGCUCCCUGAAACUGGGAAUGAAAUGGGGGUGGAAAAGGAGAUUAAAUUAUCUGCCUAAUAUCAUUUUAAAUUGGGAUGUAGUACUUACUCUCUGCAUAAUUUAUCUGAUUAUACAUCUUUUUUUAUGAUCAUGGGAAGGUGGGGAAGAAUUCAUAGUUGGAUUGAUGAAGGAACACAUGUUUUGUGCAAUUUUGCUGCAUUGUUUUAUGUAUGGGGAUGCUGAAACAAUUGCUCAUACAACAAUUUUGUUUAUGAUUUAUGUAAUCCUAAUCAUGGUUUAAUUUAUGGGUGCCAAUUUCGAUUCGGUGAGUUUCUUA